Messenger RNA from Danio aesculapii, 3818 nucleotides. RefSeq names its product chromosome 1 C3orf70 homolog (gene c1h3orf70). NCBI's taxonomy places the organism in Eukaryota, Metazoa, Chordata, Actinopteri, Cypriniformes, Danionidae. The record is from RefSeq and is a predicted model, not a curated record. Bases 315 to 1124 code for a protein of 269 amino acids. The transcript is spliced from 2 exons.
UCGGCGCACGGCAAAACGGAAAAUCCGUCUUCGACAAUAAGAAUCAAGAUCAUUCUCCGUAUCUGGAGCUCUACGGACGCGUUCGGUGCGCCGAUUUCAUUUGCAAGGAGAAAAACUAUUUUAGAGGCAAUUCGGGUGGUAACGAAAUGUUUUUGGUUUAAGAGUUAGACGUGGAACUUGGGGAGCCGAAGUCUUGGGCGUUUCUCCACUUUUGUUCUUUAUUGUCGAAUUGAAAAGCAACCGACGCUGAGCGCAUCAAAUCUCCCCCGAGCGCCCGGUGCUGAUGAGGGCUUUGUCGGUGUGAUCGAUGCGCGAUGGCCGCUUCGGGCGGACAGAAGAGUGAGAAGUUAGAUGAAGCUCAGGCUUUAGCCAGGAGUUGCGCAGGACGACCGGACUUUCUGCCCUGCGAUGGACUAUCCAUCUGCGCCACACACAGCCACGGGAAAUGUUUCAAGCUGCACUGGUGCUGUCAUCUGGGUUGGUGCCACUGUAAAUACGUCUACCAGCCUAUGACCAGUGUAUGCCAACUUCCCAGCACAGCGGUUCCAGUUGCUCCCUCAGGUCAUUCGCACACUAUGAACCUGUCCAUCUCGCUGGCUGAACGUUUUCUCAGGACGGCUCCCAAGUUCCAGGCUCCACCCUGCCCAGAGUCUCCCAAGUUCUGUGUCAUCUCUGACCUCUUUGUGGAUGAUUACAUGGUCAAGCGUAUCAAUGGUAAAAUGUGUUAUGUGCAAAGGCCUCCGCCGCCUACACCAAAUCCCACACACCAACCUCAAACACAGGCACCUCAGCCUGCACCCCAACGUUCCAAGCACAGUCAUCAAGUGGGCCCAACUGUUAAACAUGGCCAACCAAAGGAGAAGAUUUUAGCCCCUAAAAUGGACCACUGCUCCUCUCCCUCCAGCUCAGAGGACUCUGGAAUCAAUGCACUGGGUUUGCACUAUUUGGAAUCAUGCGACGAGGAAUCAUGCGUAGAUGACGAUGAUGAGGAAGAAGAGGAUGAUGAGCUGAGUACUGAUGGAAAUUCCAGCCCCGGUAGCUUCUGGGACCAGGACGAGUGCACUUUACUAUCACCAUCUAAAUCAAUGGUUGAGAUCAUUGAGAAGAUUGAGACUACGGUUUGAUGUGCCUGUCAGUCAAUAGCACAGUUGGAAUUCCUCAGUCACAGAAACACUUCCCUCCACUAUCCUGUCUGCAGGUGCAUGAGUUCAAUGAGCCAGUGCAAGCACACACUCCUUGUUAUGGCAAUGCAAUUUGAGGUUGUCCCAGAAAAACCCUCGAGAGAUGAGUCACGGGGACUUCUCUCCUGUACUUACUACAGCUCUCAUUUUCCCUAUAGUCCCUUACGCAUGGUGAGGCUAAUGUAGGUUACACGCAUUUAAGUGCGCUGACAUACACAUAUCGUGAGAACUAUGACCAAACGGGACACAAUACUUGAUAGAAUAUUUCACGGCAGAACAGAUAUAUCAAAGUCAAACUCAAAAAUCUGAGGGUACCCAGGAUACGUCUCUCCCCAGAGGGCUCUGUCCAUUGCAUAUAAGCGGAUGAAGAAAUGGCUGAUGCAAUAUAGAGAGAUCUAGACUAAGACAGUCUGUGUGUGUUAGGAGGAUGGAGAGAGCAACAAAGAUAGGAGAAAAAAGUGAAGUAGGGAGGCUUUCAACAUCCUGUUAGCAGGAUUAGUCAGAACAGUGGCUAAAUCAUGCAUGAGCUCAGAGGAUGGUAAUGAAACCUUGCGAUGAAACGAGAUUGAAGCUCUGUGCUUGAGGGAAUGCCCCUUCACUCACACUCUCUCACACACACAAAUUCCUCAGAGGCGCAGCCAAGGGUGCACUACCAGACAUUUCUUGUCUGGCACCAGUCUGUUUGGGGAGAACCAAUCCUCCCAUCCUCAUAGUUCUUUGUGGCUUCUUUAAGAGUGGAGUACAACUGUUUGACAAUCAGUUAUAGGCAAAAGUUGAUCUUAAGUUUAGAAUAAAUUCAACAGUAAAGAGAAAAAGCUAAAAUUGUCUUUCGUCUCCCUGGAACAUUACCGUAAAUGCGCCUAUGCUACUUUGAAGAAUCUGUCAUUACUAGCUAGAAAACUGCUCAAGGGCCAGCCAAACAAACUGUGUACUUGUCUCCAUUUAAACUAGUUUUUUGAUGUUGGUUUGAGACUAUGUUCCUGGAGGCACACCAAUAGAACCCACAUUUUGGAUGUCUUUAUCCAUCUAUUUCUGUUCUUGGGCUGUUUCUCAAUAUGCAUGUUCAAUAUGCGUUCUCAUCCAACGUAGGCAUGGGCCGGUAUAUGAUUCUGAUGGUAUAAUGACCUUGGAUAAAAAUAUCACAGUUUUACAGUAUUGUGAUUACUGCUCUAAAAUAUAUUUUAUAUUUUAAAUAUCUGCGUAAAAAACAAAAACUUUUUUGAAAAAUAUAGUUUAUUUUGAGAAACAUAUAAUAUAUUUUAGAACAAUAAACUUGUCAGAUUAAACAAUUCAAAUAAAUCUAAUCUACCGUCAUCAUCAACGCCGAAGUUGGAUGUAUUAAAGAACCCAGAUGAAAUUGAAGACGUAUCAAUUGCAGGCUUGUGAGUGCAGCACUCGCUUAAAGUCCCAGAAGUUUUUGCAGCUAUAUAAAGGAAGAGAAAAGCUCAGAAUUUUAUAUUUACUAUUAUUUACAGUUCAGAGAUAUAACUUGUUUAUCUCUGGAGCUUCUUUAAAUGAGAUAAUGUAAACUUUCAGAAUAAAAUUUGAAUAAAGGCAUAAACACAUGGAAAGGUGUUUAUUUGCUGCAUUUUGUAAAGCAACUUUGUAAUGCUUUAGUACAUGUUAUAUAUUGAAAAGAAAAACUCAAAUACAAGUAGAAUAAAACAGUGUAUGAAUGUUUUAAUAAUUUUCAGUGAAAACUUGUGAAGGUCAUGUAACCAUCAGGAAGAUUGCAGCAUCUCAUUCCUCACAGCAUGUGUUCUCGUGGUCUUCUUUCUUCCAAGGUAACUCAACAAGACCCGUCUUCACGAGAACGCGAGUCCAUUCACUGUGUUCCUGGUAUUGAGAAAAAGCCUUAUAUUCUCGACUACCAAGCAGAUUAAUUAAAUCAGCUCUGUUUAAUUAGUUUGAAAAUGUGUGGUAUUGAUGUGCAUCCAAUACAUGGUUGUGAAACAUUGUUCUAAACAGAUUUAUAUUGGCCCUUGCAGCACAUCUUGCUGGUUUUCAACAUUUUAGGCCACAAAUUCCCUAUUCAUUCUACAUCAGGUGAUGACUGUUUUAAAACACAGAGUUUAUAAGAAUUAGGCAGGAUAGGAACAAUUACAUUUGGACAAGUGUUUUGAGUGUUUACAGUAGUAAGUCAUAAUGCAGUAGUUAUUAACAUUUUUGCGAUUUGAAAUUGCAUUCUAGAUAUAUGUUUUAUGAGCUGAUGCAUUCCUAGAGAAUCAAACCCAUUAAGUUGGUGUUACUACAGAAAUGCUAUAAACCAGCCAGGUCAGUUCUGUUGCCCUUGUCUAGUUGUAUUUAAUGCAAGAGUGCACUGUGCAUGAAGGGCCCCUUAGUGUCAUUGAAAAUACAUCUUUGAGAUCUUCACUGGAUGCAACAGUUUCAGUUUUUUUUUAAGGUUCAAGAAUAUUUGCCCCAUUUGACUUGAUACAGCAUCUACAGUACUUAUUUUAUCCAAAUUCCUUUUAUUCUAUUAUGUCUAUGAAUGUUACCUUAAAAUACCCUAGUACAGUUAUAGACUGCCCUUGAAUGAGAAAAAGGCCUGUGUGUCAAGAAGUGCUACUUUUUCCUGGUUUAUCAAGCACAUGAAACCCCUCCAGUGUGUUUUUUUUUUUUUUAUGUGAACCCCUC